Messenger RNA from Alternaria alternata, 1466 nucleotides. Its product is annotated as Mn2+ homeostasis protein Per1. Gene Ontology annotation, biological process: GPI anchor biosynthetic process. Gene Ontology annotation, cellular component: endoplasmic reticulum membrane. The transcript is spliced from 4 exons. Lineage: Eukaryota; Fungi; Ascomycota; Dothideomycetes; Pleosporales; Pleosporaceae. The coding region runs from base 286 to 1269 and encodes 327 amino acids. The record is from RefSeq and is a predicted model, not a curated record. Gene Ontology annotation, molecular function: hydrolase activity, acting on ester bonds.
GACCCAUUCGUUAGCUAUCUUGAGCACUGAAGAACGAUGCAAGAGCCUCUAGAAACCCAAUAGACGAAAUCAAGGGACACAGAGUUGUCCAUGCCGUGAGAUUUGUUGUUGCUGUUGUCAAUCGACUUCCCAGCGGACUUGCCCUUAGGCCAGGGGAAACGACGGAGUUACCGGCCCGCCAAGACCCUGUCGAUCCAUCGCUCUGCGACACGCGACUUGGGAACUUUUGGAGGAGACUGAAGACACAAUUGCAUGGCAGCCGCAAUUGCCUCACACUGGUGAAUGAUGAAGUUCCGGAUAGCUACAGCAUGGCACACCCUCGCUGUUCUGCUUCUGCUGGGUGGAACAGCGCAGGCGUCUUUGGGCGACAGAUUGCCUGAUUUCAAGGACUGUGUACAGGUCUGUAAAGAAGCCAACUGCGGCCCAGAUGGCACGUCGAUACCCUUCCACCGCCGACUCCUUCUCUGGGACUGUCCCUCGGAAUGCGAUUACACAUGCCAACACAUUGUAACUGCCCAACGCCUCGCCCGCGACCCUCCAUACAUGCAGCCCAUCUACCAAUUCCACGGCAAAUGGCCUUUCUACCGCUUCAUGGGCAUGCAAGAGCCAUUCAGCGUCAUCUUCUCCCUCUUCAACUACCUUGCGCACGAUUGGGGCAUGUCGCAGCUCCGCGAUAAGAUUCCCGCCUCGUAUCCGCUGCGGAAAUACUACCUGUGGUUUGGAUACGUGGGUCUGGCGAGCUGGACGUUCAGCAUGAUCUUCCACACCAGGGACUUUGGGCUUACGGAGAAGCUGGAUUACUUCGCGGCUGGCGCGAAUGUCCUAUAUGGGCUGUAUUACGCGCCCAUUAGGGUGUUCAGACUGGACAGGAAGGAGCCAAGGAAACAGAGCUUGCUGAGGCUCUGGACGGGGCUUUGUAUCACCUUGUAUACGCUUCACGUCCUGUACCUCUCGCUCUGGUCUUGGGAUUAUACGUACAAUAUGGCUGCCAAUGUUGCCGUUGGCGUCGUAGCCAACUUGCUCUGGAGUGGCUUCAGUUACGUCCAGUACCAGAAGAUUGGGAGGACAUGGGCUGUCUGGCCUGGUCUGUGUGUUGCCUGGAUCAUCUUGGCUAUGAGUCUAGAGUUGUUGGAUUUCCCGCCUUGGAAGGGUAUGAUUGAUGCACAUAGCCUGUGGCAUCUGGGCACAGUUCUGCCGACUGUUUUGUGGUACAACUUCCUCGUCAGAGACGCUCAGGAAGACAUUGCAGGUACGCGGCUCAAGGACUGAACGACGCAAUCGCUCUCCGAAGAGACCACCAUCUGCCCGUUGUGUACGGCUCCAUCGCUUACCAUUUUCGUCUCCAGGAAAACUGCCCACUGCUGGUUAUGGUGCUGGUGCUGGUGCUUGGAAGGACAAGAACUAGUACCGUUCUCAGACGCUGAGUUGGAUAACGUCUAUGAUUUUGUGCAUUCGCAUAACACGAU